Messenger RNA from Carcharodon carcharias (great white shark), 7644 nucleotides. RefSeq names its product trinucleotide repeat-containing gene 6A protein-like. Gene Ontology annotation, molecular function: nucleic acid binding. Lineage: Eukaryota; Metazoa; Chordata; Chondrichthyes; Lamniformes; Lamnidae. Gene Ontology annotation, biological process: positive regulation of nuclear-transcribed mRNA poly(A) tail shortening; miRNA-mediated post-transcriptional gene silencing. Gene Ontology annotation, cellular component: P-body; nucleoplasm. The record is from RefSeq and is a predicted model, not a curated record. The coding region runs from base 128 to 6286 and encodes 2052 amino acids. The transcript has 24 exons.
GUUAGAAGAAGAUGGCGGCUGUGGAAAGGGAGCGCUGUGUUUGGCGCCGCGGCCACUCGCACACUCACUGUUAAAGCCUUACACGCAUGUUUAGCUUUCGAAUUUCUCACUGCUGCACUUUACAUUAAUGAGAGGAUUGGAGGCUAACGCUACCAAAGAAGCUCAAGAGAAACUAAACAGGGAUAGAGUGCAAGAAAAGGAAGAACAGUUGAUGGAAGAAAGGAAAAAGAGAAAAGACGACAAGAAAAAAAAGGAAGCCGCUUUGAAGAAGGCAAUUGAACAAAAAAACAAAGUGCCAGAACCAACCAAGACCAGUCAAAGCCAGCCUCAGCCUGCCAACCCUAACAGCGGCACUUCCAUAACUACCAGCAACAAUAGCAAUGCCAAGCGGGUCCCAUCCAACACUCAGCAGCAAGCCUUGUCUCGAUAUCCACCUCGUGAAGUACCGCCACGCUUUCGACACCAGGAGCAAAAGCAACUGCUGAAAAGGGGCCAGCAGCUACCAUCAGCAUCUGGGACCGCAACACCAGUACUGACCAGCCUGUCUGGAGGCAGUGCUGUUACUCUGCAGCCAUUGACCAACGGGCAGCUGCAAUACAGCAGCAAAAUUCAGCCAGGCAUGCCUCCCAUUCGGGAUUUGGUCAGCCACUCCCCUAACCAGUCAGAUAUAAAUCACAGUGGUUUGGGAUCGCAUUAUGAAAAUUCUCACUGGGGACCUGUCUCUACUAACGGUGACUCUUCUACAAAUUGGGAUAAAGUUAUUGUAGACGGUUCCGACAAAGAAGCCUGGCCUUCAAUCACUGGCAGUGACCCAGAGUUAGCUUCAGAAUGUAUGGACGUUGACUGUGCUUCAAGCUCUGGGUCAGAGAAGAACCUCAAUAUCAUGGCUUCGGGGAACACAGUUGGUGAUGGUGAUGGCAACAGAACAGGCAAUGGAAAUGGUUCUUCAAGCCAGUUUGUGGUUGGAAAUGUCAGCAAUAAUGUAGGAAAUGGAAGUAUUAACGGGCCUUGGGGAGGAUCUCGAGGCCCUUUGUCAAGCACAUGUCAGGGUUCAGCAGAAAACGUAGAUGGCAAACCAGAAAGUGGCCAUGGUAAACUGAAUGCUUGGGGCAGCAUAGGUUCCACAUCAACUGGAUCCUUGAAUCCAAAUGCCAACCUGGGUGGCUGGCCAGUUUUGGAAAAUGAUGGAAAUACUGUGCAAGGACCUGUGCCAGGUGGCAAUUCUGGCACCAAUGUUCAACGUAGCACUGUAGGUCAAAUGAUGAAUAAUCAGAGUGUUAAUAUGGGAUCGUCAGCUCAUGGUUCGUGGGGAGGACUGCAGGAGAAUUCUGAUGUAGAAGUUAAUGGUACAAGGAAUGUUUCAUUCAGUGGACAACCUCAAAACCUUAACACUGAAAUGAAUGGACCAAAUAACACUACUAACCCAUUGACCUCUAGCUUACCAAACUCUACUAGUUCGAUGCAGACGAAUGAACUGCCUAAACUUACAGGGCCUGGGGCCUGGGGUGUACCCUUAGGAAUGAGCACAGUAAACCCAUCUCAGCUUCAGGCCUGUUCAAUUACAAAUGGCACUUCUGUUUCUCAACUUGGCAAUGGAGGAAUUAGUGAGGGAAUGAACAGUGGGUCACAUGGUACGACUUGGGGUACAUCCAGCACUAACUACUCUGGAGAGAAAUGUCCAGGCUCGAGCAGUAAUUUGGGGCAAACUAGUGGUGACACUGUGAAUGCAACUCUAGCACAAUCUGCUAUUAAUGGAUCUGGGAGUACUGCUUACAAAAGUAAUGGGGGAAGCAAUAGAGGAGGAGUUGCUUGGGAAUCUGGUGUGGUCAACUCCCACAAUGUGGCUUGGGGGGCGGGGAACAGUGCAGGCUCCGGAGGGACUAGAAGAGUCUGGGGAAACCCAGCACCAAAUGCAAACACUGGCACUAAUGUCUCAAAUGGGGAAUGGAACAAACUGCCUAACAAUCAGCAUUCCAAUAAUGGUCUAAAUGGAAGUGGUAAUAGGAAGGGAACAAAUGGAUGGAAAAGUCUAGAUGAUGCUCUUUGUGGUCAGAAUCAGAAUUCUAAUAUGUGUCAGCCAAGUGAACAGAACAAUAUGUGGGUUAAAACUCCAUCAACUUCAGGUACAGCAGACAGUGAAGGGAGCACAGAGAGCACAGGGAGUCGCCAUGAUAGAAUGAGUGUAGGAAGUGGUGAUGGCAAUAACAGACGUGGUGAAAAAAGGAAACCUGACCAACCGGGUAUGGUCCAAAGUAUUCUGAGUAGAACUGACUUGGACCCACGUGUCCUUUCCAAUACAGGUUGGGGGCAGACUCCAAUCAAACAAAACACUGCCUGGGAUAUUGAACCUUCAGCAAAGAGUGAGAGAAAAACUGACAAUGGAACAGAGGCCUGGGGAGGUUGUGUGUCUCAAACUUCAAACUCAGGGGGGUGGGGGGAUGGGCCUGGCCCUAUCAGUAAUGAUACCUCAUCAGUAUCUGGGUGGGGGGAUCCAAAGCCUGCUACAGUCUCUUGCAACACAGGAUGGGGAGACACCAAAGGCUCAAGCAGCCAAGGGGGAUGGGAGGAUAAUUCUGCUGCUACAGGAUUGGUUAAGAGCAAUCAAACAUGGGGAGGGAAUAAAGAAGAAAAGUCAGCUGCGUGGAAUGAUGCACAAAAGGUCAAACAGGGAUGGGUUGAUGGGCAGAAAUCAAACCAAGGUUGGGGAAUUUCUGGAGCUGAUGGAUGGGGAGAGAAUUCAAGGAGUGGCCAGUGGGGAGAAUCACAGAAGACGAGCUCAGGCAGUUGGGAUAAUGACAGUGAUAGAUCUGUGUCUGGGUGGAAUGAACCUGGGAGACCAGGCACAGGCCGAGGCACAUGGGCAAAUAGUAGCAAUUCAAACCCCAAUAGUACUACAGGUUGGGGGGAGGCCACCAAACCUGCUCAGCCCCAGGGCUGGGGGGAGCCCAUCAAGCCUAUUCAGCCCCAGGGCUGGGGGGAGCCCGGCAAGGCUGCUCAGUCCCAGGGCUGGGGGGAGCCCCCAAAAACUGCUCAGUCCCAGGGCUGGGGGGAGCCUACCAAGUUGAGUAACUCCACAGACUGGAAUAAGCCACAGGACAGUAAUGGUUCUUGGGGAGCUGCACCUCCUGCAAAUAAGUCUUCUGGCUCUGGCUGGCUCAAUGGCCCGAUGCCAACUCCCUCAAAAGAGGAGGAACCUACAGGCUGGGAGGAACCUUCUCCAGAAUCUAUUCGCCGCAAAAUGGAAAUAGAUGAUGGCACUGCUGCCUGGGGGGACCCGAGCAAGUACAAUUACAAGGGCGUGAAUAUGUGGAACAAAAAUUCGCAGAGCAUUGGCAACAGUUCAGAGCAGCCAGCACAGGUCCAGCCUCCUCCAACGUCACAACAGGCCACACUACACCAACAGCAGCUUCCACAGCAGAUGCCACCGCCAAGUGCCAUGCAGAACAAGGAGAACAGUGGCUCUGGUUGGGGAGAACCUUGCAACAUUCAAACAAAACCAGAAUCCUCUUGGGGAGAACCGCCUGCUCUAACCGUGACAGUGGACAAUGGAACCGCAGCUUGGGGUCAACCCAUGGAUACAGGAACCAGCUGGAGAGAGCCAGUUAAUGACAGUGCUGGUACCUCUGGUUGGGGCAACACCCCAGCUGCCCCACCGCCUCCAAAUAGACCUGCCCCCAAACCUAUGCAAGAUGGCUGGGGUGAUGAGGAAGCAUCGGUGCCAGGAACUCGUCACUCUAGCUGGGAGGAGGAGGAAGGGGAGUCAGUGAUGUGGAACAGCAACAUCUCACAGGAUAACAGCUCCUCUUCAAACUGGGCAUCAAAAAAGAUGGCUCAAAAGGGCAUGAUGAAAGGAGGAAGCAAACCGGAUGAUAUGUGGAUGAAUCAAUUAAUGAAGCAAUUCUCUAACAUUGGAUUUCCUAGGGAGUCUGCUGAAGAAACCAAGAGCAAUAAGACGGACAUACCUGUUGGUAUGUUAAGAGAUAAGAGAAUGGAGAUGGACAAGCACGGCAUGAACAUUGGAGAAUAUAAUGGCAUUAUAGGCAAAGGACAUGCUUCUCGUCCUCCGAUUUCCAAAGAGUCUUCCAUGGAACGCAAUCCUUAUUAUGAUAAGAAUGGCAAUCCUAACAUAUUUGGCGGCAGCAAUGCAGCAGCACAAGCCAGGGGCAUGCAACAGCCUCCAGCACAACCUCUUAACUCAUCUCAGCCUAAUCUCCGCGCUCAAGUGCCUCCUCCAUUAUUAUCCCCUCAGGUUCCAGCAUCAUUACUGAAGUAUGCAACAGCCAAUGGGAGCCUAAACACUGCACUAUUGAAUUUUGGCCCCCAGCAGGUAGCCAUGCUGAACCAGCUCUCCCAGUUGAACCAGCUAUCUCAACUUUCACAGAUCUCCCAGCUACAGCGACUGCUGCUUCAGCAACAGAAGGCACAGAAUCAGAGGAACGUGCCUGGACCUAUGCGUCAGUCUCAAGAGCAGGCUGCUCGUGUGCUCAACAUGCAACAGAUGCUGCAACACCCCCGUCAACUGGAUACAAGCCUUCUGAAGCAGCAGCCUCCGCCGCAGCAGCCAAUGCAUCAGCCCUCCAUGAAGCCCUUCCCGGAGAACCUCAUGCCCCCCACCCCUCACGAGCUGCAAACAAAAGAGCCGCCUUCGCUCAACUCAUACAGCAGCUACCCUUUAGGUGGGUUUCCCCAACCCAGUCCAGGGCAAUCUGAUCCCACGGUGCCACAAGCUGCUCACCUUUCCCCCAUGCCCUCACACUAUCCCAUGCCCAAAAUGUUUCUUCCUGACAACAGCCCUAACCACAGCCUCCUCAGCCCUCCACUGUGUAAUGCAAACAGCCACAUACCAGGCUCACCCAUCCAUCAACAUGCAGGGAGGAAACCUGCUACUCAAGAAAGGUCUAUGUCAAGAGGCUUGAAUCCAAACUUGAAUGUACCCCUGGAUUUCGGCAGUAUUGUUAACCUGAAAGAGCCACAAUCCCAACAGUCCCGACUGAAGCAAUGGACUGCCUCAGAGAACCUUCCUGUUAAUUCCUCUCUAGAUCAAAACUCCAGCAAACAUGGUGCUACUUCAAGUGGUCUUAGUAUUUGUUCUGGCAAGUUGCUUGAAGAAUCUCCUUUUGGUCACUUUGACAUUUCCAUGAAUUCUCUGGCCAGUCCUCCUGGAUCUGUUGGAGAUGGCUGGCCAAGUGCCAAAUCACCCAGUGAUAAGCUCUCUAGCAAUGUUAAUUGGCCACCAGAGUUUCGCCCUGGUGAGCCAUGGAAAGGUUAUCAAAACAUUGACCCUGAAACUGACCCUUACGUCACUCCUGGCAGUGUGAUGACCAGUCUAUCGAUCUCUACUGCUCGGGAUCUUGACCUCCUCAGGGACAGGAACAAUGGGUCGUCCUCAUCUAUGAACACCACGCUGCCUUCAACUAGUGCCUGGUCCCUUGUUGGUGCCUCCAGCUACAGUAGUUCCCUCAGCAGUACAGCACAAAGCACUCCAGCCAGAAUCGGUGACCCCAAAUCCACUUGGUCUCCUGGUCCGGUUACCAAUGCUUCCCUGGCUCAUGAGCUGUGGAAAGUCCCCCUACCACCCAAAAACACUACCGCUCCGUCCCGCCCACCACCAGGGCUGACCAAUCAGAAGCCUUCGUCCUCGUGGGGAAAUAGCUCGCUGCGUGUGGGUGGAGGAUGGGGGACUUCCGAGUCCAGAUACAACCCUGGUCCAAGCUGGGGCGACAUCAGCUCAGGUAGAAUAACCAACUGGCUUGUUCUCAAGAACCUCACGCCUCAGAUUGAUGGCUCUACUUUGCGUACACUGUGCAUGCAGCACGGCCCACUAAUAACAUUCCACCUUAACCUGCCCCAUGGAAACGCUUUGGUCUGUUACAGCUCGAAAGAAGAGGCAGCCAAGGCACAGAAAUCGCUACACAUGUGUGUUUUAGGGAACACUACCAUUCUUGCUGAGUUUGCCAGUGAAGACGAGAUUAAUCGCUUCUUUGCACAAGGCCAGUCGCUGACCCCCUCUCUGGGCUGGCAAUCUCUGGGAUCCAGCCAGAACCGUAUCACAUCCAUUGACAGUUCCCACCCAUUCUCAAACCGCAAUGAUCUCAAUCACUGGAAUGGUGCUGGGCUGUCGGGAACAGGUGGAGACCUCCAUGGCACUUCACUCUGGGGUACCCCCAAUUAUUCCACUAGCCUGUGGGGAACCCCGAGCAACAAUGACACGCGGGGAAUCGGCAGCCCCUCCCCCAUCAACGCUUUCCUCCCUGUUGACCACCUUGGAGGUGGAGAGUCCAUCUGAAUUUUACUCAUGACUCAAACUGUGACCUCUACACGAAAAGCAGCACUAAUCGGACUUUUCACCUACAGCGUGAGAGAGAUGGGGAAAAGGGGUCACCUGUGGAAAUGUUCCGUUCUGCACCUUUAUUUCCACUUUCUUUUAGCCCAGAACAUAUCAGUUUUAAUACUUGAAUCAUGCAGGCCAAUAGUAAAAAAAAAAUGUGAAAAAGUAUAUAUUUAUACUUCCAGAUAGUGCUAUCCAUUUAAAAAGAAAAAAAACUGCUUCAAAUGAGCUAGUUUGUGCACUCAUCAUGUUUGUUCCUUAAAUUCCAAAACUUUAUUUGAGUUGGCUGAUGGGAGUGUGAGCUGUUAAUCUGCACUGAGUACUGUCUCCCUGUCCAAUUGGCAAUAGGGCGGGGUGGGGGGGGAGAGGGUAGUUCAAGUGUAAAUGUUUACUCAAGGAUGUUCUUUUAGCAAGGAAAAAAAUGGACAAAAAGUGUGCUCUUUAAUAUGCCUUGACAUGUACUUACCUUAACGUGGUAUUGUAGAGCAAGGUCAAGUUAUCGUACUGACUUUGCAAUUUCAAAAAGUAUUGCACCAACCUGUUUCUUUUCAAAACGUUUUAGUAAGAUGAUAAAAGAAAAACCUAAAGAAUUUAAUCUCUACAGUGUGACACUGUGGGCAGCAGCUGUGACUUGCAACCCCACCCUGCAAGCCAGGAGGGUACAGCACUUUCAAUAGAGCUUUCAUUUUUUUUUGGAGGUGCCCUGGUCGUGCCCUCUUGUUUACAGACUUUCGAGGGGAAAUGUUUACUCUUCCAUCAUUCAUAAAAAAAUGAAAAAAAAUUUUAAAAUUUUUUUAAAAAAUUAAAAAAAAAAUAUUUGCGGAUGAAGAUGUUCUAUCUCUGGGAAUAUUUGAACAGUGUUUUGACCAUGUUCUUUUUUUUUCUAUUCCUCUAUAUCCUGAAACGAGAGAGAGCAUGGUUCUCAGGAAAUAGUUCCCCCCUCCCCGCCUCUGACACAUUAGAAACUCCUGGUAGAUAUGUGUAGGAAACCCCCAACUUGUAGCACUGAAUUAAACUGCUCUGUAAAAGUUACCUUUUUUUUUUGCCAAGUUAAACUGCUUAAAGCUGGAGUUUCCAGUCAUUGCUUUGAAAUUGCUGUCUUUUUAUAGUGAGUGAAGGUGGAUUUUGCUGACAUGUUGUAGUAUAUAUACUUUAUUUUUUCCCUCCUUUAUAUUCCCAUUAUCGAGUGGCUAAACGUAUUUUGCUAUUGUGACUGUGUCCAAUUGACUGUUGUACUUAAAAAGAAAAACUGGCUGAGAUCUGUAACUAUGCAUACUGUAACCAGCUCUGGUGGUUUACAGAAUCAUACUGUUCAU